Molecule: messenger RNA, 2319 nt
Organism: Hibiscus syriacus
Lineage: Eukaryota; Viridiplantae; Streptophyta; Magnoliopsida; Malvales; Malvaceae
Product: TORTIFOLIA1-like protein 3
Cellular component (GO): microtubule
Molecular function (GO): microtubule binding
Source: RefSeq, a predicted model, not a curated record
AUCUCGGAGAUAUCCCAUCGCUGGGGAAUCGCCCAAUGUUACCGCCACCCGUACCGCCGGCUGCUCCGCUGCUCUCGGAAAAUUAUGCAAAGAGAAGAAUUGGGGCAAUCUUUUAAGCUCAAAAUUAACACUCUUUUAAGCAAGCUCGGCGACCGAGACACCUUCUCUCUCGCGGCUGCUGAGCUCGACUCCGUUGCUAGAAACCUGGAUGCCACGUCACUUCCGACUUUCCUUUCUUGUAUCCUCGCCGUCGAUUCCUCCGAUAAAAGCGGGGUCCGUAAGCAAUGCGUGAAACUCAUUACUUUUUUGGCGGUUACUUAUCCAAAUUCUCUCGCUCAUUUCCUCCACAAAAUUCUCUCUAAUCUCCUCCGCCGUCUGAGGGAUCCCAACUCCGCCGUCCGCUCUGCCUGCGUCGACGCCGUCUCGGCUCUCUCCGCCAACCUCACCAAAUGCAACUUCUCAUCUUCGUUUCUGAAGCCCUUGAGCGACGCGGUUUUCACGGAGCAAGAACCGAACGCGCAGAUCGGGGCGGCAUUGUGUUUGGCGGCCGCGAUCGAUGGAUCACCCGACCCGCAUCCGGUUAGGCUGGGGAAGAUGAUAACAAAGCUGGAGAAACUCGUGAAAUGUGAUGCUUGUAAGGCGAAGGCAGCAGUUUUGGUGGUGAUCGGGAGUGUGAUCAGAUCAGGUGGGGCGUCGAAUUUGGGUGAAAAGAUGAUGAAAGGAUUGGUGGGGUGUUUGAUCGGGUUCUUGAGUAGUGAGGACUGGGCAACGAGGAAGGCGGCGGCAGAGGCGCUUGGGAAGUUAGCAGUGGUUGAGAAAGAUUCAUUAGCUGAGUUCAAAACUGAUUGCAUCAAAAUCUUUGAGGCUAGAAAAUUUGAUAAGGUAAAGGCCGCCAGGGAGGUUAUGAGUCAGAUGUUAGAGGCCUGGAAGCAGAUUCCGGAUGUUUCAGAAGAGGCAUCACCACCGCCUCGAUCACGGUCUUCAUCGAGAGAGGAUGCAAGUGAUAGACACUGUUCGCCUGGUGCUAAAUUGUCUUCCAAUGCGGAUAUUGCAGUUAAGAAACCUUCUUUGACGAAAAGGUCAACUCCACCCGAUAGUUCCUUUGCAACCAAAGCUUGGAAGAGAACCAUUUUAAAGGAAACCGUUCAGAAAGUUAAUGGCAAGAAGCCCCUAGACUGGAGAGUUGAGUUUGCUAAUACUGUGACAGGGGUUCAUGAGGACGGUUUCAAGGAGAGGAGAAAUAAUGAGAAUCCGAGAUAUGCAAAGUCUCAAGUAAGGCGGUCCCUUUUCAGUAAUAAGAUUUCCAAUGACAAAACACAAAAAAUUGGUGGUUCAAAGUCUGGAUCUCGUGUUGCUCCUUGUCAAGAUGAAAUCCCAGAAUCUGCUGUUGCGGUUAGUAAUGCCUCUGAAAAUCUCUGUGCAAACCACAAAGACUGUGAGGAUUUAUCCUUGAUCCGCACCCAACUGGUUCAGAUAGAAAAGCAGCAAUCUAGCCUACUAGAUCUCCUGCAGAGAUUCAUUGGUAGCUCACAGACUGGAAUAAAUUCUCUAGAGACUCGCGUGCACGGUCUAGAACUGGCUUUGGAUGAGAUCUCAUAUAACUUGGCUGUCUCAACUGGGAGAAUGUCUACCUAGCGGGCUACUUGUUGCCUAUUUCCUGCUGCAGGGUUUUUGAGAUCCAAGUUCUGGAGGAAAACAGGGAUGAAUACAGAUGGUGGUCAAUACAAUACCUCUAUGGUUUCUACAUCCAUUGGCACCCAAUCCAUGGCUGCCACACGUUAUAGAGCUUACAGAAACUCCAAUGAAACAUCUGAGAACCAUAGGUUACGACUUCAUGGUGGCGGUGGAUUUAUUAUGAAUCCAUUGGCAGAAGUUCCUAGUGAUUCAAGGCAUGUCUCUGAGAUACCAUAUCAGUGACCACCCAAAGCAGUAGGGGACCUGGAAUUCAUAGAAAAUGCAAGGUUAUCAGUCAAUUGUGAUCAUUCACUUAUAUCUUCCAUAUUAUGAAGCAGCCAAUAGCAAUAUGCUUGCUUGAAUUCUCAGGCAGUUCGUUAUAAAUGCAACUCCGAGAGACGGUAAUUCACCUCCGAGAGUCUACCGUCUCAUAUCCUCCACAGAGAUCACGGGAAGGGUAUCAUCUAAUAAAUAUAGUGAAAAUGUCUAUGGGUUUUUAAAUGUUUUCGGAACACUUUAUAUUUCUUUUUCUACAUUUCUCCUUGGCUUUACAAAUCGUGUGAAAUCAUUAUAACUUUACACAAGUGAUGAGCAUCCAAUGUUGGUUGUUUGAUAAUAAUGAUGGGUGUGGGUGUCUGAUUAAGU